AUGCAAAUUGAUGGUUUCCUUGCACCCGGCCAUGUCAGCAUGGUUGUUGGCGAAAAACCUUUUGAGUUUAUCGCCAAGACCUAUAACAAACCGAUUGUGGUUUCUGGCUUCGAACCAUUAGAUAUUCUGCAAUCAAUCUGGAUGGUAUUAAAACAGCUCGCCGAGAAUCGUUGUUUAGUUGAGAACCACCUUACAGCAAAGGGUGAUCGUCUCGCGAUGACCACCGAUUCCUAUGUCGUUGACCCAUUAUUUUUCCCCGGUGGUGACAUUGGUAAAUUAGCCGUAACCGGCACAGUCAAUGACCUUGCCGUCGGUGGUGCAAAACCCCUGUACCUGACUUGUGGAAUGAUUAUUGAAGAAGGCUUCCUGGUAAAAGAUCUACAGCGCAUUGUCGCUUCAAUGAAAGCCACCGCUGAUGCCGCAGCUAUUGUCGACGCACGCGGCGAAAUGGAACUGGAAAACACCAUCGAAACUGACUGCCAGGCACUGAAUGGACUGGUCGAAGUUAUGUUACAAAGCUGCCCCGAUAUCCACUGUAUGCGAGAUGCUACUCGUGGCGGAAUCGCAACAGUAUUAAAUGAAUUUGCCGAAUCAAGCAAUGUGGGCAUCACACUGGAUGAAACAGCAUUACCGAUUCGCCGCGAGGUACGCGGCAUGUGUGAAAUUCUCGGCCUAGAUCCAUUGUAUCUGGCCAAUGAGG
This is a messenger RNA of Priapulus caudatus, 700 nucleotides long. Its product is annotated as hydrogenase expression/formation protein HypE-like. The record is from RefSeq and is a predicted model, not a curated record. Gene Ontology annotation, molecular function: metal ion binding. The annotation marks the transcript as partial. Gene Ontology annotation, biological process: protein maturation. The transcript is spliced from 3 exons. Lineage: Eukaryota; Metazoa; Priapulida; Priapulimorpha; Priapulimorphida; Priapulidae.